UAACUUUUAUUUCUUGAUAGAAAGUAGUGAAGAUGGAUGCCAACGACCAGACAUUCGAUUAUAUGUUCAAACUGUUAAUUAUAGGAAAUUCAAGUGUUGGCAAGACAUCAUUUCUGUUUAGAUAUUGUGAUAACUCUUUUACACAAGCAUUUGUUUCUACCGUUGGAAUAGACUUUAAAGUUAAAACUGUUUACAGGCACGAUAAACGGGUAAAGCUUCAGAUAUGGGACACUGCUGGCCAGGAGAGAUACAGAACGAUAACAACUGCAUAUUAUAGGGGAGCUAUGGGCUUCCUUCUUAUGUACGAUAUCACUAAUGAAGAAAGUUUUAAUGCCGUCAGGGACUGGUCAACACAAGUCAAGACAUACUCUUGGGACAACGCCCAGGUAGUGCUGGUAGGAAACAAGAGUGACAUGGAAGACCAGCGAGUGGUAUCCUGUGAUCGUGGACAACAGCUAGCUGACGAGCUUGGCUUCCCGUUCUUCGAGACGAGCGCCAAGGAGGACAAGCACGUCAAGGCAACGUUCGACAAACUAGUUGACAUAAUUUGCGAUAAGAUGUCCGAGUGUGUAGAUAAGGAUCCGACUCUGAUAAGAAACAUCAACACAACCCAAAAUUUGCAGAGCAAACCGGCCGCUUCCUGCUGCUGAGGGUAACAUGGUGUGCGUGCGCGCGGCAUGGCUGCGCGUGCGUGCGGUAUGGCUGUGUGAACCUUUAAUACUGGACUUUAUCUACCGAUGUUUUAUUAGCUGUAAAGUGAAUUGAGAGACGGCGUUUUGACUCCGUGCCCUUGUAAUAUAUAGGCUUUUAAAAUAAUAAUAAUGAUGAUAUUUCUCCUCGUGCAGUAAAUUAUUCAACAUAUAAUUAUAGUGCUUGUAAAUAAAUAAAAUAGAUCGUCCUCCCUUGGAGCAUUUCAUGUGUAAGCACGUGAGAAAUUGUUAAAUUAUUUAGACGAAUUGAAUGCGCUGGUGAUUAUUAUGAUCUGUGUGCUUUAAAACUAAUUGUCCCAUAUUAUUACUAUAUAAGAUUUCAGCAGGCUCAUUAUAAUUCUAUUGGCUAAAUUUUUGACAUGGCGGAGCCAAUAUUUCAAAUAAACCGGGUUGGUUUCAAGCGAAUCAGGAGCUAUUAUAGCUAAAGUUAAAGGGUGUGACUUUUUUGUGAUAAUUUCUACAAAUUUUGAAAAAACCGUACUCUGGACUGUGGAGAUUUGACUAAAGUUUUGUGAUAAUGCCAGGCAAAAUAAAUGUUAAAUAUCUUUGAUAUGUUUAUUUCAAGAAGUGUCCCUUAACUAAGUGUUAAGGUGCGUGAUCCUGAAGUUUAGUGGCGAGCAGCUAAUGAAAGUAUAUAUUUACUUGCUUUAUACUCUCGCACGGGUGCACUAUGAGUACACUUCCACAGGAGCACCACAGUUACACACUCACAAUGAGCCAGGUAAGGAGCCAGUAAGGAGCCAGUAAGGAGCCAGUAAGGAGCCAGUAAGGAGCCAGUAAGGAGCCCUACUCAAUAGUGAGCACUGAGCAGGUGUUGUUAUAAAACCUUGGUUUAUAUUAUACACCACACACCACCAUAAACAAGUUGGUACACCUCAAACACACGCUCUCCCACAUGUGUUGUGCUGUGUUGGUGGCUGUCACACACCCAUCAUACUCACUGACUCAUUUACCUGUCGCCCUAGGUCACGUGCUCGGUCACGUGCCCACGUGCUGGCCUGUCAUUGGGUGGGUGAGUGCACGUGGGCAGCUGAUCCUUCUCAAAUUGGAUGAUGGGAUGCACCACGUGGUUAUGCGACAUGCUGGUUAGAGAAGAACAGAAGGACAGUAAAUCGUGCACAAUUACAGUAAUGAUCUGACCGCUUGCUUUCUAAUUGGGUGUAAUCACGUCCGACUUUCCGGAUUUAAUUGCAGCUUUAAAAGAGGCAGGAUAGUUGGGUUAUGUCUGUACACAGUGGCGUGUGUGUGUGUGUGUGUGUGUGUGGGUUAUAAGAACAGUAAACGGUAGAGUGUGCUAGAGUACGCUAUACUAUUUACUGUACAGACCUAAAGCACGCGUGUGUGUGUGUGUGUGUGUGUGUGUGUGGUGUUGUGCGUCUGCAUAGUACAAUGAUUAGAGAACAGUACACAAAUUGCAGGCUUCCUAGUAGUGGCCAGUAUCAAGAGGUAAGCAAGUUUAGCUACAAUGGGGGCUAUAUUUAGAAACACUGUAAUUUGAAGAAUUAUAUGUUUAAUGCUACAAAACAUUUACUUUGUCCUAGAAAUUAAAUGCGCAUGGUCACUGUAUUGCUCAUAUUAUGGCCAGAAUUAUCAGCAAAUAGGCAUGCCUGAAUCCUGGUAUUAAACAAGUGUAUAAAAGUUCUUGUGAAGUUAUGUUCUUAUUUUAUGAAACUUGCAAAAAUUUUCCCUCUUCUUGUUUUUUAUGCCCAUUUUAGCAUUUUGAAUAUUUCUAGGUAUAAUACACCGGGUGCAAUCAUCUGUGUCAUCUGGCAACAACAUAACGAUAACACAUUUAUAUUUAAUAACAUUGGGUGAAAUUAGAAAUACGAUUGGAAUACUAGGCAUGAAUUUGAUGAAUUUGAUUCCUUAAUUUCCAUAUUCUGUUUAAAGUUAUGAUUUGAUGACUUAAUUGACUAUUUCUUGAAUAAAUGGCUAAAUAGAAUUUAUCAUUGCAAUUAAUUCAACCGACAAUUUCACAGUUUAUUAACAUUUAACUUUAUUUAACUUCUAAGGAUGGAACUUUUCUUGCCUUCGAAGGUUGCAGAUAAUCUUUAAUUUUAUUGAACCAAAUUCUAGAGAUGCAUUGACGAUUAAUUUGAGUUAAUAUUUAUUUAUUAAUUCGACUGUUAAAAUAUGACCUGUUAAAAUAUAAUAAUGAUUGAUAACAAUAAUAAUAUUAUUAAUGACUAUUUGAAGUGAUGUGAUUUAUUAUAUUACAUUUUAUUGUAUGUUUUAUUCAAUAUGAUUCCCCGAACUCUAACACCAUGCUGUUUACCGGAUGAAAGUGUGCAAUGUCUCCUUGUACAAAGUGUUUGGCAAACAUUAAAUAUUUCAC
This is a messenger RNA of Bolinopsis microptera, 3045 nucleotides long. RefSeq names its product ras-related protein Rab-3-like. The record is from RefSeq and is a predicted model, not a curated record. Gene Ontology annotation, molecular function: myosin V binding; GTP binding; GTPase activity. The transcript has 5 exons. The coding region runs from base 33 to 650 and encodes 205 amino acids. Lineage: Eukaryota; Metazoa; Ctenophora; Tentaculata; Lobata; Bolinopsidae. Gene Ontology annotation, biological process: regulation of exocytosis; protein localization to plasma membrane; protein secretion. Gene Ontology annotation, cellular component: endosome; synaptic vesicle; plasma membrane.